This is a messenger RNA of Physcomitrium patens, 1349 nucleotides long. Its product is annotated as large ribosomal subunit protein uL2. Gene Ontology annotation, cellular component: ribosome; cytosolic large ribosomal subunit. Gene Ontology annotation, molecular function: RNA binding; structural constituent of ribosome. NCBI's taxonomy places the organism in Eukaryota, Viridiplantae, Streptophyta, Bryopsida, Funariales, Funariaceae. The record is from RefSeq and is a predicted model, not a curated record. Gene Ontology annotation, biological process: cytoplasmic translation.
GGCUCCCAAAUCCAGUCCCUCCAACAGUCCCAGUGCGUAUGUGUGCUCUCGCCCGUUGCCCCGCCACCGAGCUAGAGUUGCAGCGAAGGGGGCUUCGCUACAAUAGCCAUGGGUCGUGUCAUUCGUGCUCAACGUAAGGGAGCUGGCUCCAUCUUCCGGAGCCACACCCACCGUCGCAAAGGCCCCGCUCAGUUCCGCUCCCUCGACUACGCUGAGCGCAAUGGCUACAUCAAGGGUGUUGUCUCCGAGGUCGUUCACGACUCCGGCCGCGGUGCUCCGUUGUGCAAGGUCACCUUCCGUCACCCUUUCCGCUUCAAAAGGCAGAAGGAGAGGUUUAUUGCUGCUGAGGGCAUGUACUCUGGUCAAUUCGUUUACUGUGGCAAGAAGGCGACCUUGUCUAUUGGAAAUGUGCUGCCCCUGAGGUCUGUGCCCGAGGGAGCCGUGGUGUGCAAUGUGGAGCAUCGCAUGGGUGAUCGGGGUGCGUUCGCGAGAGCGUCUGGUGACUACGCCAUUGUGGUGUCGCACAACGUGGACAGCGGAACUACUCGUAUCAAAUUGCCGUCAGGUGCGAAGAAGGUUGUGCCCAGCGGAUGCAGGGCCAUGGUUGGACAGGUUGCCGGAGGAGGCAGGACCGAGAAACCAAUGUUGAAGGCUGGAAAUGCCUACCAUAAGUAUAAGGUGAAGAGGAACAGCUGGCCGAAGGUGAGAGGUGUGGCCAUGAACCCUGUGGAGCAUCCUCACGGAGGAGGUAAUCACCAACAUAUUGGUCACGCGAGUACAGUGCGUCGGGACGCUCCUCCCGGGCAGAAGGUUGGUCUUAUUGCAGCCAGGCGCACGGGACGUCUGCGUGGUCAAGCUGCCACCGCCGCAUCGAAGGUCGACAAGGCUUAGAAGAAUCUCUUACGCUUUUGUCAUUCGACAGUUUCGUUGACACUCGCUUAUCUUUUAGUUGCAAUUCCUGGCCACAAAGAAAAAUCAUGAAUGCCAUGAGACUCGGUUUUCGAUUAAUGCGUUUACCUGAAAACGGCUCAGUGUGCUAGCUCAGUGGUAUGUUGUUGACAUCCCCCGGAUUUUCUAUGCUGCUGCUAGCGUGGGCUUAGUUUGCCUGUGACUUGUCGUGCCUGUUCUGAUCAGGUCUUUCCUUAUUUGCGUGUACAUAAUUGGGUUAGGGUUUGUUACUAGAGUGGGUACAAAAGUCACGGUAGUCAUCGUCUGCCUGACUUUUAUUUGUUCGGUGGUAUGUAUCAUAUUUUGAAGUUUCAUCUGAACAGUGUCGCCUGGGCAAUAGGAUGUAAAGUAUGUUUCCUGUCCCUUUUUGAAGCAGACACUUUUUAUUCCCACGUGUGGGA